Molecule: messenger RNA, 654 nt
Organism: Coffea eugenioides
Lineage: Eukaryota; Viridiplantae; Streptophyta; Magnoliopsida; Gentianales; Rubiaceae
Product: protein TIFY 5A-like
Exons: 2
Coding region: 76-435 (119 amino acids)
Biological process (GO): regulation of defense response; regulation of jasmonic acid mediated signaling pathway; response to wounding
Cellular component (GO): nucleus
Source: RefSeq, a predicted model, not a curated record
UUCAACUACGUAUUGACUCAAUCUUUGCUAACUUUCUCUUGGAUCAUUGAUCAUUUUACAUUUUUGGUUAUAUCAAUGAGGGGAAACUACAAUUUGGAACUCCGGCUUCUACCGGCAGCUGCCGGUGGUUUUGGCUUGCCGGAUUGGUGUGGGAAAGAGGAGGAGGAGGAGCAGCAGAUGACUAUCUUUUACAACGGGCAGGUUGCUGUUUGUGAUGUUACAGAGCUUCAGGCCAGAGCCAUCAUAUCGUUUGCAAGUCGAGAAAUGGAGGAGAAGUCAAGAACCCCAUCUUCUUCUUCUGAACCAUCUUCCCCUGUCCUGCAAUCACCAAUAUAUGGUCCCGCAGCAGGUCUCUCCAUGAAGAGAUCUUUGCAGAGGUUCUUGCAGAAGAGAAAAAACAGAAUCCAAGCUGCAUUUCCUUAUCAUCAUCUCUAGAUAAAUUCGACAUCAAUACUGAGAAAGGCAUGGAAAAUAUACAUUAGGAAGGACAAAACUGAUUAUUGAAUUUAGUUUUAUUUGACGAAUUGCCAUUGAAUCUAUAAAUUAGUCUGAAUAUACAUAUGCCCAAUUUAUUGUCCAACAUUUGAAUCGAUGUCCUUCCAUCGGUUCCCCCUAAGCUGCAUUGAUUUAUGUCUUUUUAGACAUUUAUUACUU